AUGACGUUCAGGCAUCAGCCGAUGUUCGUGACAGUGGGGUAUACCUCGGCAGCUCCGCAACCCAGCUCGCCCGUCAAACUAUACUCUCAUCUAGGACAAGAGAAGACAAUCAGUGGACGUGUCAAUGUUUACGAUGUAACGCAGCAAGCGGAGAAGAAUU
This is a messenger RNA of Recurvomyces mirabilis, 160 nucleotides long. RefSeq lists its product as uncharacterized. The transcript has a single exon. NCBI's taxonomy places the organism in Eukaryota, Fungi, Ascomycota, Dothideomycetes, Mycosphaerellales, Teratosphaeriaceae. The record is from RefSeq and is a predicted model, not a curated record. The annotation marks the transcript as partial.